AUGUCGUUCGGUGCUUUCCAGAAUGCAUGGGAAGAUGCCUGUGCAUGGGAUGGAUUAAGGCCGAAGGUUCUGAUUCCCAAAGGAAAGUUUCUAGUUGGUCCUCUGGUUUUCAAAGGCCCAUGCAAAGGUAGAGAAAUGGUGGUACAGGUCAAAGGAUACGUGCUCUCGCAGGCAGAUCUUAAUGCUUAUAAGACACACGAUUGGAUCUCCUUCCGGUACAUUAAUGGCCUUCUGGUUACUGGAAAAGGCCUAUUUGAUGGCCAAGGCGCCCAUGCAUGGCCUCUGAAUAACUGCCUUCAUAGAAGGAGAUGCAAGCCUCUUCCAUGGGAAACUAAUACUGGCGGUUAUAUUUUCCAUCGGUUUUCUAACGGCUAUAACCGCCGUAAAAUCCCGACGAGAAAGACCGCAAGGAACCGCCGAAACUACCGGAAGAAGGACCACAGGAAAAUCGUUGGCGAUUACCGGCGGUCAAACCGCUACUUUUUUGACAGCCAGAUCGUCGGUAAUUACUAG
This is a messenger RNA of Dendrobium catenatum, 513 nucleotides long. RefSeq names its product exopolygalacturonase-like. The transcript is spliced from 3 exons. The record is from RefSeq and is a predicted model, not a curated record. Gene Ontology annotation, biological process: carbohydrate metabolic process. Gene Ontology annotation, molecular function: polygalacturonase activity. Bases 1 to 513 code for a protein of 170 amino acids. Lineage: Eukaryota; Viridiplantae; Streptophyta; Magnoliopsida; Asparagales; Orchidaceae.